UAUUUAGAAACUUCGAAAGAAAAUUAAAAUUACAUCAUGACAAUUGCAGAGUUUUUUGGCUGUGCUUUUUUAGCCUUCGGAAUGCCACUUGCAAUGUUUAUCUUCACAAUAUCUGAUUCUCCAAUUAAAAUAAUUCUGUUGAUAUUUUCAUCAUUUCUAUGGCUUUUAGCUUUAUUAUUGUCAUCAUUUAUAUGGUAUAUAAUAGUUCCAUUAAGAGGAUUCCUAUUUUUCGGUGUGAUAGUUUCCGUUUUUAUUCAGGAGGGCUUUAGAUAUGCAGUUUAUAAGCUUUUGGAUAAGACAAGUACUGGUUUGGAGGAGUUAGCCGGAGAUAGUUUAGUUACACAUAAUAAACCAGUGCUAGCUUAUGUAUCAGGUUUAGGAUUUGGUCUCAUAUCGGGGCUUUUCCAAAGCGUAAAUAUUCUUGCCGAUGCUGUUGGACCUGGUACUAUGGGACUUAAGAGUGGUUCAGACAUCUUCUUCAUCACAAGUGCAACACUUGCACUUUGUAUCAUUCUUCUUCACACAUUUUGGAGCGUAAUCUUUUUUGAUGGAAUCCAAAACCGCAACAAUAUCCACUUAGCAUACGUUGUUAUCAGUCAUUUACUGUUCUCCUGUUUUACAUUGCUGAAUGGAAAUGAACUUUAUGCUGUAACCUUAACUGCAAGCAUUGCGAAUGUUCUUCUGACAAUGUCUUUAGCAUUUAGAGUCUCAUCAGCAAAUGCAGGAAUUAUUGAGAUAAAAUCAAAGUUUGAUGCUGAAUUCCGGCGAUGGUCAAUAAAGAGAAACGAGACAACACAUACCUUCGAUGACUUCCAGAAUUCAAUUGAGCACUUACACAAGCUCAACGGCUUAGCUUUCCUAAUCUCAUACAUUGAUCCCCGUGAUAACGACUUACUACCGAUCAAUAAUGACGAUAAUUUCCAUCGUGCACUAACAACAGCUCGACCACUGCUUCGUCUAAUCAUUCAAAAGAAAGGAGACAGUUUUGAGGACACGAUGGGAUAUGGAACCAUGAGACCGAAAAAUCUCAUCAGUAGCUUGUUAGGACAAACGCCUGUGAAGGCAAAAACACUCGCUAUCUCAAAUCCACAUGAUUUUCGUCAGGUCUCACAAAUCAUUGAUGUUGACAUUGUCCCGGAAACAUGCCGACGCGUUCGAUUACUGAAGCAUGGAAGUGAUAAGCCGUUGGGAUUUUAUAUUCGUGAUGGAACGUCAGUGAAAGUGACUGCAAAUGGAAUUGAGAAACAACCGGGGAUAUUCAUAUCAAGACUUGUACCAGGGGGAUUAGCUGAAUCCACGGGUUUGUUGGCAGUAAAUGAUGAAGUGUUAGAAGUUAAUGGAAUUGAAGUCCAUGGAAAGACUUUAGAUCAAGUCACCGACAUGAUGGUAGCUAACAGUUCAAACUUGAUAAUCACCGUAAAGCCAGCAAAUCAACGAACGCUCGCAACACCACGACGUGGAUCCUUCUCAAGAAAUAGCCAGUUAUCGUCAGGAUCUCAACAUACGAACAAUACAAACACAUCGGAUGAGAACGAUAACGAUGAACAAGACGAGGUCGUUGAUUUAACGACAGGAAUGAAUCUUGAAGACAAUAAUAGUCUCGUUGUGAAUCAAAACGGCGUUUUGCAUUUGUAAUUAGACGGUGACGUGAGUGAUGGUGAAAGAAAGCAAAGCAGUGUCACAUUAUCUUUAUGUUUAUUGCACCUACAUACACAAAAAUCAUAUACACACACCCACAAACUUAAAAGUAUUUAAUUAAAAUGAUUUCGACUGGAUGAAAACUUUUACUUUGUUAAAAGUUUUAUGACUUAAUUAAAGUAUUAAAGAAAGAAAUUACCUCUGGAGAUUCAAGAAAUAUUUUAAGAAAUGAACGUAAAGUGAAAAGUACGAAAGAAAAACGAAAAUUCCAGAGAUGAUGCAAUUUACUUAAAACAUUCUGAAGAUGAUUCUGCAAUGCAAUAAAAACGGCGACAACGAUUUUGAAUUUUGUAUGGAAAGUCAAUUUUGAAUUUCAAAUUUUGAAGUUGAUUUUGUCAUACAAAAGAUUCAAAUUGAGCAACAACGUUCUUUAAGCAUUGUAACGUCAUUCUGAUAUCUUUUAAUUUAAUAUAGAUACAUUCCUUUUACUUAAUUAUUGUCGAGGUUGAGCAGUUGCAAAUGAUGCUGAGAAUUCUUUUCCAUCUGCUCAACAUUUUAAUCAUAAUUUCGAAUAAAUAAUUAUUUUCUUUUGUAUUCGUUAAUCAUAAGGCAUCGCCUGAUUAUUUGUAAAAUUAUUUCCCUUUACAAUGUACUUAAAUCAGGUCUUUUGUUUACUUAAAUUCAUCUUGCUCAAAAAUGAUACAAUCAACAAGAAGAAAAAAAAAUUGGUAAUGAUUUCUUAAUUGAGGCCUUUGAUUGAAUUGAGAUUGAUAAAAUGUCAACUCUAAUUCAUCAUAAAAAAAGUUGUUAAUUAUCGUGUCUUUAAAAACAUUUCUUCAUUUCAUUCCGUGAUUAUAAAGAAAAAAUAUCAUUCCAUUGUUUGAUUUGAAUAAUGAAUUAAACAACACAAAUCUACUAAAUAAGCACCUAACAAUCACAUCGUUUCCGUCCCUAACAUGGCUGGCUUUUAAAUACUUACAUGGCAAAAAAAUAUUAACACCGAAAUAGGGCCUGAAUAUCUACUUAAUUAAGGGAAAUUCUAAAUUAGGAGAAAGUUAAUUAAGCAUCGUCUUCCAGCAGCUAUUUACUCAAAGAAACAAAAUUUAUUAUUCCACAUUCACGACAAUUGAUCAUUUUUCUGACAACCGGGGAUCAAUUUCGAGCCCUGUUCCUAACCCAACGAGCUUGAAUCGCUUCCUUCCAAUUUUCUAUCAUAUCACCC
Clunio marinus is the source of this 2860-nucleotide messenger RNA. The record is from the annotation of a GenBank genome assembly. NCBI's taxonomy places the organism in Eukaryota, Metazoa, Arthropoda, Insecta, Diptera, Chironomidae.